GAAUCUAUUUUUAGGGAAUUGGAGAUUGUUAAAACUAGUUUUACUAAUAUUGAUGAUGCUGAUACUGUCGAUGAUACCAACAUCGAUAAUGAUUCCAAUGUUGAAGACGAUUCUAAUAUCGAAGGUGAUUCUGAUAUAGAUGAUAAUACUAAUAUUUGCGAUGAUCUG
Molecule: messenger RNA, 168 nt
Organism: Racocetra persica
Lineage: Eukaryota; Fungi; Glomeromycota; Glomeromycetes; Diversisporales; Gigasporaceae
Source: the annotation of a GenBank genome assembly